CGGGGUGUGAACAGGAAAUAAUAGCAUUCAAAAACCGAAUAGUGAAAACAUUCCUUUAGAUUUUACUUUUGGAACUUCAACUAAACAUUAGACGUACCGGUAUAUUGGGAAGAACGAAUAUCAUAUACUAUGCUGGUUGUUAUUUGCGUUUGGUAUUAGACUUUCUUUAUUAGUAGAGAUCGACACCAACUCCAACAGUGAUCAUGAAUAACUCUGUGCAGGAUCCGUGCACCAUGCAGAUGUACCACGGGGUGCCUAUGGUCGCACUUAACAUCAUCUCUUGUAUAUUUGGAAGCAUCGGCAACGUGUUGGUCUGUGCUACGAUUUACACCACCACAGGUCUUCAAACCAUUUCUAACUUCUUCCUCGUGAGUAUGUCUAUCGCAGACCUGACUGUGACGCUGGUGACACAGCCUCUGUUUGCAUGGUUCCUGGGUGCGCGGAUUGACGAUAAAUGUUCCCCGAUGGUGGAGUUCCUGUUCCGGUUAUUCUCAAAUGUAUCUUGCGCGGUGUCGGUCAUUCACUUAUGCCUCAUUAGCGUGGAUCGCUGCCUCAUGGUGACUAAACCCCACAGCUUCGAUAGGAUCAUGACCAAGUGCAAGUUUCGCUCGCUGCUUGUGUUCGCCUGGACGCUGCCCAUCGUGUACGCGGUGCUCAGGUUGACGGUCAGCAAGUCUGCCACCUCCCUCUUCACCGUGGCGGUGAUGGCGCUGUGUUACGUCAUCAUCAUUGUUUGCUACACACUCAUCAUCUGUCAAGUCUACAAACAACGAAGACUCAUGCGCUCCCGCCAAGGCAGCGCAAAGCGCCGCAAGUCACGCACCGACGUCGAGCGCCGAGUUGCCAUGACAAUUGCUAUUGUUAUCGUCGUCUUCACGAUUUGCUGGUUCCCCAUUAUCUACUUGAGGUCAAAGAAGGCUGAUCGUAAUUCAGGGGUGGCUUAUAACUGGGCGCGGACGUUUGCGCUUUGCAACAGCGCGAUGAAUCCCUGGAUCUACUGCUUUAGAAUCCCAGAAUUCCGCGCGGGGUACAAGCGACUGUGUAUCAAGUGCAGCUGGGGCACUGUGGCGGGGAGGGGUGGGGCGGACUUUGACGUCACUCAUACUAGCGACUCGGAAGCGACACAGUACGCUAAUAUUCCUAAAUACAGCAAAGUCAGCCUGGCAAACUGUAAGCCACGAGAAAACGCCGACGAGAUGCCAAAAGAGGCGCGAAUUUGAGAUAUGCAUUUCAAGGAUUCUUGGCGCCUUCUACUCACGUUAUCACAAGAGGGAACUUAUUUGGUUUAGUCGUGCGCACACAAACGAUUCCAAACUUGUAUCAUCAAUUCAGCUUUUGGUAGGAGGAAGCUGCUUGAAAUGGACUACAAAAACAUCCAGUAUAAAGAUUGAUGGAGAAUGGGUAUCAUCAGGAACAUUAUAUAAUCAGUAUUAUACUAUUAUUCGUUCCUAUACAAGCUGACCCGGAAACGGGGUCUGCUGCAUAGAAAUUAUAGAGCUUAUUUUCUGUUUUAAAAUUAAAUUAAACUUUUGUUAGCUUGAAUAUUAAAAGUAAAGAUAAA
Molecule: messenger RNA, 1561 nt
Organism: Nematostella vectensis (starlet sea anemone)
Lineage: Eukaryota; Metazoa; Cnidaria; Anthozoa; Actiniaria; Edwardsiidae
Product: alpha-2A adrenergic receptor
Exons: 2
Coding region: 204-1220 (338 amino acids)
Biological process (GO): G protein-coupled receptor signaling pathway
Cellular component (GO): membrane
Molecular function (GO): G protein-coupled receptor activity
Source: RefSeq, a predicted model, not a curated record